AUGACUAAGCUACCGAAACUGGCUUCCGAUAGGUUACUAAACUUGCUUUAUACCACCACGUCUUAUGAAGUACAGUCCAAGGUUCCUUAUAUGAGUAAAGUACUCUAUAACAUUGGUCAGGAUGAUGCUACCAAGGAGAACCCAGUAGAGCAUCGUUCAAUACUUGACGACUUACAAGCCAAUGAUUGGAAACAAAAACCAGUUUCAGAAGCUGUUAGAGACCUUGUCAGACUCAAUAAAAGCCAUCUAUCUACCAAUAUUCUCAAAUUCAAAUGUGCUAAUUCGUUUAUACUGAGUUGGGAUUUCUAUAACAUGUUCCCCAUUAACAGAGAAAGAACGUACUUACUCCCUUCUAAGCUACGUAAAAAGGGAGUAGAAUUUGAGGUUGUGAAAGCACGAGAUCCCAAUACUCUUCUUUUCAAUGGGUCCUAUUAUCUUAUAUUUCCCAAUCAUAUUCUGGCAUCAAUAUAUUGGCUAGAAACACGGCUAAAAACUAUUAAUGGUAUGAAUGUUAAAUUUGAGUUCGUCAAACCAAUAGAAUCAGAAAUGAAGUACAUGUCUUCCCCAUAUUUUGAUUCAGAACUUGUUGGAAGUAGUAAGUUGCAUUAUAAAUCAAAUACUAUUUCUAAAGAUGGUGGUUCAAGGAAUACCCCAAUAAGAAAUAUAUUUAAGGAUUCAGAGUCGAAAUUGGGUUUAAUAGAAGAAGUUUUCAAGUACAAUAAAACAUACAAAGAUAAUAAUGAAGAUAUUAACCAAAUUAAUCCAAUUUACACACUGUUAAAGAGUUUUAUUAGCAUGAACACACGGUUGAAUAGUGUGUUGGUAAGAAAUCUACCAUUUGGAUUGUCUAAAUUUGCAUUACCCAAUCUCUUAUGGGAUUAUGAUCUAGCUCCAUUGUCCAGAGUUUCUGAUUGUUUUACUACUAUUGCUAAAGACCCUCUGUUACAGAUUAGCUUACUGAUGAUUCAAUUUGCGGAUCAAGAAAAUGCCAGACGAUUUGUUAGAAGCUUCCACGGGAGGUUAUGGCCAGGCAGCGUACAGAGUAAACAAGAAAUGGCCAUGGACCAGCCGUUAAUAUGUGAAAUCAUAGAUUAG
Molecule: messenger RNA, 1095 nt
Organism: Lizanozyma spartinae
Lineage: Eukaryota; Fungi; Ascomycota; Pichiomycetes; Serinales; Debaryomycetaceae
Exons: 1
Coding region: 1-1095 (364 amino acids)
Source: RefSeq, a predicted model, not a curated record